Messenger RNA from Astyanax mexicanus (Mexican tetra), 2163 nucleotides. RefSeq names its product activator of basal transcription 1 (gene abt1). Gene Ontology annotation, biological process: endonucleolytic cleavage to generate mature 5'-end of SSU-rRNA from (SSU-rRNA, 5.8S rRNA, LSU-rRNA); endonucleolytic cleavage in 5'-ETS of tricistronic rRNA transcript (SSU-rRNA, 5.8S rRNA, LSU-rRNA); endonucleolytic cleavage in ITS1 to separate SSU-rRNA from 5.8S rRNA and LSU-rRNA from tricistronic rRNA transcript (SSU-rRNA, 5.8S rRNA, LSU-rRNA). The transcript is spliced from 4 exons. The coding region runs from base 202 to 1128 and encodes 308 amino acids. Gene Ontology annotation, cellular component: nucleolus. The record is from RefSeq and is a predicted model, not a curated record. NCBI's taxonomy places the organism in Eukaryota, Metazoa, Chordata, Actinopteri, Characiformes, Acestrorhamphidae. Gene Ontology annotation, molecular function: RNA binding.
UAAUAUGACGUCACCUUUAGCCGCACGGAACCACACGUGUGUGUAUGUUGGGCUGCUAACCGUCUGAAUUAGAGCAGAUUUUCCUGUUUUAUCGAGGGUUUUAUUGUAUCGUGUUAAUGGAGGAGAGAACCGUGUGACCGCAGAUUCAGGCUAAAAGAAUCCCUGAAGCAUGUAAGUGUAGUGAUAAUGUAAAAUUAAAAAAUGUCCUUCCUCUCUGCAGUCAUGGCUGAGAAAGAAGAAAGCACUGUGGAGAUGGAGGAAACAAACACAAACAGCAGAGCUGAAGAUGAGGAAUUGGCUGAUGGAAAGGAAGAUGGGCUGGAACAGGAGGAGGUGGAAUGUGCUAACCUAGAGGAAGGUGGAGGGGAUGAGGAUGAGGAUGAAGAUGAUGAUGAUGAUGAAGAUCAGAUAGAUAAUGAGAGCAAGAAAAAGACUGACCAGGACAAGGGGAAGAAGUGUGUCCCGGGCAUUGUGUACCUGGGCCACAUUCCCCCGAGACUGAGGCCCAAGAACCUGCGGAUCAUGCUGGGUGCUUACGGAGAGAUCGGGAGGAUCUUCCUCCAGCCUGAAGAUCACUCUGUAACGAGAAAGAAGAGAAAAGCUGGCAACAAUGGGAAGAAUUUCAUUGAAGGCUGGGUGGAGUUCAGAGAUAAACGUGUCGCUAAGAGAGUCGCAGCCAGUCUGCACAACACGCCCAUGACCAACCGCAAGAGGAGCCAGUUCAUCAGCGACCUCUGGUCCCUUAAAUAUCUGCACAGGUUCCAGUGGUGCCACCUGAGCGAGAGGCUGGCGUACGAGCAGACGGUCUAUCACCAGCGCAUGAGGACCGAAAUCUCACAAGCCAAGCGCGAGACCAACUUCUACCUGGCCAGCGUGGAGAAGAGCCAGACGCUGGACCGGCUGAGAAAGAAGAAGCAGAAGAAGGGCGAGGCCGUGCAGGACAAGAGCUGGGACUUCACGCAGCGGAGAACGGAGGAUGAAAUGAGGCUGGAGAAGAUGAAGAAGAAAGGCCUGUCCAAAAAGAACCUGCAGAAAGCUCAGGAGAAGAGCAAAGCCAUUCAGGAGAAAGCCCAGUCCAAUGUGUCUCUGCUGGCUAAGAUCUUCAGCAGUGGAAGAUCUAAGGACUGAAGGAUUGUUUAUAGAAUUUAAAGUGAGAACUGUACACAGACUUGUACUUGUAGAUGACUUUCAGUGUAUUUGUACUUAUUUCAAGAAAGAAAACUUCCAAGACAGACUUUGAGUAAAAAGAUUUUUGGUAUAGUAUGAUAUAAUCCCAGAUACUUGAUGAAACAAAGGAAAUAAGAUCUAUAGAAAAUAUAUAUUUAAAAAUAUGUCAGUUGUUUUCUCUUGCCUUUUAGAACAUGAUUUAAGUGUGAAGAAAAAAAAACAUUAUUUCUAAUGUAUUGUCCAUUUAAAACAGUUGAUUCUAAAGGCUGCAAUGCAUAAAACAUUUAUUCAUGUAUGAAAAUACAUUUUGCUUAUUUCUCAUCUCCAUUUAUACAGUCUUAUAAUCAUUAUUUAGAGGGUCUUAAGUUUAUAUAGGACCAUGACCAUUUAAAAAACAUUUAAUUGCACAUGUUCUAAUGAAUGCAUUCAGCUACUUUAACUUGCAGCACCCAUUUGUUCUUAAUUCAUCUUAGUUCUUAAUUUAAAUGUUAUUUUUUCGAUCUUUUUUAAUUGUAAAUGCUCGGCUGGCAUAAAAAAAAAAUAGGGUUACCCUAAUUUAUUCCAAAGUGAAAAUAAAUGUAGGUAGGUUGAUUGAUUGAUUUAAUUACUAAAUUAGCCAAAUUAGACUUUUCGUCAUUUCGUGUUUAAAGGAUAUUGUGACAAGGAUUCAGUCAAAGCAGAGUUGGGUUGGGUUUAAAAAAAAUAAAUAAAAAAUUCCAGGCCAGUUCUUAAAAGAUAUUAUGUGUUUUUAUUUGAUAGAAGUGAUAACAGCCUUUUUAUAAGCAACAACAUUGUUAAAGUAACACGUAUAUAUGUAGAAAGGUUGGAAAAAAAUACAUUUAUUUUUUAGAAUAUGCUACUGUAUGAAAAUCCAAGGCAAUCAGUCAGUUUGAAUUAUGAAUUUCUGUACAUACUGUAAUUAAAAUACAUGAACAUAAUGCACGUGUGGAUAAAACACAGUACACUAAACGAAUAAAGAACAGUCAGUGGUUGAUA